AUGGUAGUAUUUUGUGCAACAACGCGAGACCGAGUGAUUUUUCUUGGCUGUGACGAUCGAUGUAGCUUUAGUUUGAGCAAACCACCCGAAUUAUUUACUGCCUUCCCUGAUGUAGCAGCGACGAUUUCGCUCUUUCUAUGCGUGUGUUGUGAGAUGAACGAACACACUCCGUCGCACAGUCUCAGAUCAACAAACUCGCAGGCGACACGACGAACAGGCAUUCGAACGCAGCAAUCGGAGCGGUACACUUCAGACGAGCUAGGAUCUCGCGGCGGCUUGACCUCGAUUAUCACCAACCUGAGCAACGCUUCCAGCAACCCAGCCUCGCCGCAGUUCUUACAGGAGCAUAGCCAGUCUCAUUUACGAUCACCUCCUCCUCCGACGUACCUCACUCUCAACGACCUCGCCGCCAUCGCAAGACGCCGCGUCACCAGCCGGCAGUCAUCGACCUCGUCCGUGUCCACGACCGCAUCACACCCUACCAGUGGCCGCGCUCGCAACAGCGCCGCUUCUGGCUAUCAUCACUUAGCUGCUGGUGACGCAGGCUUGUCAUCGAGCGGCGGAAGUGUUGGUGCGGUGGGCAUUUCACGUCUCGGGAGACCUCCGCAAUCGACAGUCGCAUCCCCGGCAUCGUCGACCGGUACACACGGCGCGGGCAGCUCGUCUGGACAACUGAACAGCUUGCUCUUGACGCAGCUGAACAUACUGCUGAGCACCUUGAAAGGAGAGGCAGACAGGACAAAGUGGACAGCACAAUUGGACAAAAUCCGGAAGCUCGUCAGCGACAGUGGGAUGGAGUUAUUCACGACAUAUUUUCGACGAUUGCUGCAGAGCAAUGCGUCCACAGUCAUUUCUAGCACACCUCGCGCUCCCGAAAACGCCGGCAACUAUGAACUACUGAUCGAAGAAGUGCAGAAGCUGGUUAAGGAGCCGCGGCAAGCACAGCAGAUCGCAGAAGCCCUCGACACCAACGAGGGGGACGUGUUCCGAGACUUUGAACUGCAGGCUUUCCUCGACCACUUCGCAUUGGACCCCGUCGCGCGCGUCGCACUGCUGCAACCGCUGCGAACAGUGUCAAUCCCGAGUUUGCGACAAAAAGCGGACUCGCUUUUGACCGCGACCUUCCCUCUAUUCCUCCAGACCCUCGCCGCCCAACCGCUCCACGCCGCCGACGCCGACGUCGACCCCGCGCCAUCAGUACUAGCAUCGAUUAUCGAGCGAGUCAUCCACGAUCCGCGCGGUCUCAGCGACGAACUCCGCGAAAACCUCUUCUACGCGGUGCGCAUCUACUAUCGCACCCGCGGCUUGCGCACGCCAUAUGCAGUCGAGUCGGCGAUGCUGCUGGACGAGCUGCUGCAAUCGCAGCAAGACUCGCGUCUUGUGAAGCGCUUGCAGCAUGAAGGGCCGCAAGCGACCGCGAGCCUCGAGGCCUGCAAGGAGGUGCUGGCAGGAGCAGAAACACGCGACUUCUCCUACUCGCAGAUCGCAAAUGUGCUCCUGUACAUGGUCCUCGUGCAAAAUGGCGACGCGUACAAUCCCUCCGUCUUCGUCGAGGCUGUCCGUCAGCACCGCGCCGGAGCGCGGAUAGACUGGACUGAUGUGGUCACGGGCUUCGACAAGGAGGGUCUGCGAGUGUCAAAAAAGCAAUUUCUGCUGCUGUACAAUGCGCUGCUCCCGCUGGCGAGGGAGUACGCCAACUUCGACAUCCAGCUACUCUGGGGCGGUAAUUGGCACUGCCAGGAGACACAGUUGAGCUUCGUGGUGGCCUUUCUGUCCAUGACGCCGGAAGAACUGGAUGUCAUGCAAAUACCGAAUCUGAGGCAGGCAUUCGAGUUGACGAGCUUCGCAACGGCAUCUGACAAGAUCCGCGCUUUCGCAGAGAAGGCUAUCAAGCAUCCGCUGGUAUCACUGGACGCUACAGAAGCUCUCUUCACCAUGAUCUUCCGGUCACAGGAAACGUACAAUAUGGCUCAACAGCUUGGUAUUCCUGACAAUAUCAUCAACCAGAAUAUGACGACUUUCGUUUGCGCCGCAUCGAAUGUGCCGAAGCCGUGGGGGCCUUUGCAAGAGCAAGCGCUGAAGCAGCUAUUCUUUCCAUUCUUGAUGAAACAGCAUGGAAACUACGAUUUUGUCAUGCACGCUCUGUGGCAGCACGAUAAGCAUUGGGUGGCUACUCGACUCAUCGAGUGGUACAACACAGAUCCGAACCUUCUCGGCCUGGUGUACGACCACGCUCUCGAACACGGCUGGCUCGAGCUCCUCUUCACCCUACCCAGUAGCUUCGCGGUGGACCUUGCUGCGUACGCGCACGGGAAGGGCCAAUGUAACCUCGUUGACUGGGCUCGGAAUCACAUCAGUGGCAUGGGUCCACCACAAUUCGCUGCGGCAAUGACGGAUUUCCUACAGUCCAAGAUGCAGGACGAGACCGUGGUGCAGCGCGACCAGGUCGCUCCAACAACGCCGCCACUGACUCUGAAGACCAUACAUGCCUUGCUUGGGCUCAUCAGUGAUGCUCUAUAUGAGGACCAGAAGACUGAACUCUUCCGUCAUUGCUUGCAACUGUAUCCCAGACUAUUCAACUAUGGCGAGGAUGAUGCACGCGACGCAGUCAUCGAUGCCAACAGUGGGCGCGGCCAUUCGUUGCCGGAACAGGCGACGCAAGAGAUGGAAGAGCGCUACAAGCAGAUGUACGGCGGGCAAACCACUCCUGACAGCCUCGUGACUGAGCUCAGGCGGCUGAAGGCAUCUGACAACCCCUCAGAACAAGAGCUCUUCGCUGCCAUGCUGUUCGGUCUGUUCGAGGAGUACAAUUGCUUCGGAGAAUACCCUAAUGAAGCUCUUGCGACGACGGCUGUGUUAUUCGGUGGAUUGGUGUCUCACAAGGUUGUGUCGGGCAUUGCAGAACAACAAGCCAUUUUUAUGAUCUUGGAUGCCGUGACGCAGUCUAGCACUGAGGACCCGAUGUAUCGCUUUGGCUUGCAAGCUCUGAUCCAUGUUCUUCCCCGCCUGAAGGAAUGGCCUCCUCUGGCGGAACGCAUCCUGCGUAUCCCCAGUCUUCGUGGGACGAGUGCCAUGGAAGCUGCGGAGACCGUGCUCAAGGAGGCUCAACCACAGUCGGCUGGAUUGAACGGCGAAGCCACCAAUGGACUCACCAACGGCGUACUGGACGAUGAGGAAUUCGAGGUUGUCGCGCCUGCCUUUACCGCCAUCCAGGUCGACCCGCCGAACCCGAACAUCGCAUACGAAGACCCGAACGAGGAUAUCUCCGACAAAGUCACCUUCGUCCUAAACAACGUCUCGAAAAGGAAUCUGGAUGAGAAGUUCAAGGAGAUUGAGAGUGCGCUCGAGGAGAAAUACAUCCAAUGGUUUGCCCAUUAUCUUGUUGAUGAGCUCGCCAAAUCUCAGCCAAACUUCCAAAGCCUGUAUCUUCAAAUUCUGGAGAAUUUCAACAAGAAGUUGCUCUGGGCUGAAGUGCUUCGCGAGACAUAUUUGAGUUGUCAGAAGAUGCUCAAUGCGCAAGCCACAAUGGAGAACCAGCAUGAACGAGCGACUCUCAAGAAUCUGGCAGGCUGGCUCGGACAAAUAACACUUGCACGCAAUCAGCCCAUUCUGCAUCGCAAUCUGUCGUUCAAGGACUUACUGCUUGAGGCUCACGAUAACGAAAGACUACUCGUGGCCAUUCCAUUCACAUGCAAGACGCUCGUUCAAGCCGCGCACUCCAAGGUCUUCAAGCCGCCGAAUCCGUGGAUUGUUGAGCUAUUGGGCCUACUCAGCGAACUCUACCACGGCUCAUCGCUCAAGCUGAACAUGAAGUUCGAGAUCGAAAUGCUGUGUCGAGAGCUCAGUAUGGACAUCAAAUCCAUCGAGCCGCUCGAUAUCAUUCGAUCGAGGCCUACGUUGGACCAAAACAACAUGCUCACGAAUUACAUUCCAGAAGGUCCGGAUGCCUUUGGGGAGAUGACUUUGAUGGGGCUGUCCAAGCGUGGCCCCAACGAACGCUUCUCGCCUGAAGCUGUUAUCUCUCAAGUGCCGGAUCUUGGACAUAUGCUGCAAAUCCCACAGGCCGUUGGCACGACCACUCCUGCUCAGAUGAAGGCCAUCUUUGUCAAUGCAGCACAACAGGCUAUUUACGAGAUAAUAGCUCCGGUGGUCGAGCGUUCUGUAACCAUUGCUAGCAUUUCUACUGCAGAACUGAUACAGAAGGAUUUCGUCACCGAGGCUGAUGUGGAGAAGAUGCGCAAUGCGGCUCACACGAUGGUGAAGUCGUUGUCCGGGAGUCUCGCUCUUGUCACAUGCAAAGAGCCUCUGCGGAUGAGCAUCACCAACAACAUCCGUCUCUUGGCCGGACGAUCCUUGCCCGAACAGUUGCCGGAAGGUCAAAUCUUGAUGUUCGUAAACGACAACAUCGACACAGUCUGUCGACUUGUGGAACAAGCAGCAGAAGAUCAUUCCCUGGCGGAGAUUGAUUUGCAACUGCAGGAAGCCUUGACGGAGCGACAGCAACAUCUUGAUCAGCGGCCGAAUGAGUCGUUCUCCCAUGUACCAGUUAGUCGAUGGUCGACUCUCAUCCCAGAACCCUACAGACAGGAUCAAAAUGGAUUGAACAGGCAGCAACUGGCACUCUAUGAGGAUUUCGGUCGACAAGCUCGCAUCACACCAGCAGCUCAUGCCGGGUCUGCCUCGCAGGAUGGCACGCGUGCAAUGACAGAUGUGCUCGGCGAUAGCUACCUCCCGAACAUGCCAACUCCCGCUGAGGCGCCUGCGAUGCCUCAUCCAGGUCAGGCACAGCGUAUUCCCGGCAUGCAAGGCGGACUACCACGCGCCAACGGCUACCUUGAUCCUGCGAGUCUCAAUGAUCGUAUCAUCACAUUGAUGUCUGAGCUUCAACAAGCGUCGCGAGAGGCACCCGAAGAACAUAUCAGCGAGAUCGGCGAAGGUGCCACCAUCCGGCGCGUGUACGGACAACUACUAGUCUUGAUCGAAAGUGCUCCACAACCUGAGACUACAGUGCAAGCGUGCGCGAGCCACUGCCUCGGAUUGAUCUAUGGCGAAGCUCAAAAGCGACUGGAAAUCGAAGUUCUCGCUCGUUUCCUCACCCAGCUGUGCCGAAUGUCGCAACAGGCCUGCCGACAGAUUACUAUGACGAUUGCUACCGUCGAGGACGACAGAAUUUUCAACGCGCCAGCCACCAUCGCUCUCCAAGGUGAAAGCUUGCUUGACGUCCAGCACAUCGAUUCAUUGAUUAGCAAGGCGCUCAAGCAGAGGCGCCCCGUCGCUUUGUCAUUCUUCAAGGAGAUUGUAGAAGAACUACUCCUGGGCGAGGAAGCGGUAGCUCAUCGUGCUGAGUUCUCAUCAUCGUAUGAGGCACUUGCCCAGUGGCUGAACAGCCUGUCGAGUCCAGAAGGCUCGCCCCAGUCGUUCCCGCAAGAGGCACUGAUUGGCAGAGAGAUCAUGCGCAUACUGCAAGGCUCGUCGAACUACACCAAUGGCUUGCCGAGUCCAGAGACUGAUCCUAAGCACGCCGAUCAACAAGAGUACCUCUUUGAGGAGUGGAUCAAGCUGCAGCGCGUGGGCGCAGAGAAUCAUCGCUAUCUGGCGUUCAUCUCACAACUGCACGAAAAAGGCAUCCUUGCCGACCCGGAGAGCAACCUCAAUUUCCUCCGUACGUGCCUGCGGUAUUCAAUCGAGCACUUUGAGGUUGUCAGCAGCAGGCCUUACGGCACUAUUGACAUCGCCUAUAUCGCCGUCGACGCUCUGGCCAAGCUGGUAACCAUGUUGGUGCUGUUCCAGGCUCCUGCCGACGCUGACCGACCCGUCAACAAGGCGAAGAACCUCGAAGGUUUCAUUCGCUUGGCGGUGCUGGUUAUGAACGAUGCCCACAACAAGCAUGGUGAGCGCUUCAACAGCCGCUUCUAUUUCAGGUUGUUUUCUGCUGUCUUGUGUGAGAUUGACGCACACAAAGCGCAAGUGACGCCCGAACAGGAGGUCGAAUUCAACAGAGUCAUCGCCACAACUCUGCAAGUGCUGCAGCCACGAUUUUUCCCUGGAUUCCUUCACGCAUGGAUCGCUCUUCUGAGCCAUCGUCUCCUCGUGCCGGCUUUCCUGGUGAAUGGUCGGAACAACGGAGGAUGGAAUCAAUUCACAAAGCUGCUGGCGGUCUUGUUCCAGAACUUAGACGACAUCUUCUCGUCUACAGAGUUAUCUGCAGUAGCACCGGACUUUUAUCGCGCGGUGGUUAAGUUCAUGAUGAUUCUGCACCACGACUUCCCGGAUUACCUGGUCGAGAACCACAUGCAGCUGAAUGCUAUCAUCCCAGCUCACUGCGGCCAGCUGCAGAACAUUGUAACCAGCGCGGCUCCACAAUCUCAGUCAUCGCAGCCAAAUCCUUUUGCGCCUGGCCUGAAGAUCAAUAGACUUGACCAGGUCCGCAUUGCUCCAUCGGUCUUCUCUGAUGUUGACAACGUACUCGAAGAGGCUGGUGUGAAAGCUGCCAUGGAGCGUGUCUGCCAGUCAAACGAGCUGAGCGAGCAGAACUUCGCCUUCCUGCAAGCUGUUGUGGACCGUGCGGAUGGCCAAAUUAGCCCGAUUCUGAUCAACGCACUGGUCCUUGAGGUUGGCAUCAAUGCUACUUCAGUGUCAUCGGCGUUCUCGUCUGUCACUGCUGCAGCGCGCCUCCUUACUCGUCUGCUUCAAGAAAGCGGCCCACGAGCACGCUACCAUCUCAUCCUGGCAAUGACGAACCAGCUUCGCUACGUCAACUCGCACACGCAUUACUUCUCUACUGCUCUACAGCACAUCUUUAGCACGAGCCAACAAGAUCUGCAAGAGCAGAUUCUGCGAGUCAUUUGCGAGCGUAUGAUGCAUGACCGUCCUCAUCCUUGGGGACUUCUAGUGUUGUUGCUAGAGAUGAUCAAGAAUCCGAACUACAACCUGCUUGAGCAAUCUUGGGUCAGAGCUGCGCCACAGGUCGAGCAGCUUCUCGUGACUCUGACCCACCCGAAUCAACCGCUUAGCAGCAGUCCCUUUAGUGGACGCUUGCCGAUCGGUGCUCGCAACUAGGCAUCGGCACCUGCUCGACGCAGAGAGAUGGCGGCAGAUGGUGGAAGAACGUAGGAGAGGACGGCGAGCCCUUCAAUUUGGCAAGAAGGGGAGAUUUCCCGUCGUUUCGGUUGUAUGUGUGUAAAGAAAUGACUCGCUGUACUAUCACUUUUUGAAAAGAAUUCAUGCAUGCCUUGGCAUCUGGGAACACGGGCGUUUCGAAAGAGACAGAUGGGAAGGCUUACAGUGAAAAAGUUCGUGACUGGUUGUUGCAUGGCUCGGGCUGGACUGAUGAGAGAUGAUGAUUAUGUAGAAUAGUGCAUAGUUGUUAAUGAAUGCAUGCAUGAGUUGGUCG
Cercospora beticola is the source of this 7393-nucleotide messenger RNA. It is a transcript of the gene CDC39, whose product is annotated as CCR4-NOT core subunit CDC39. Gene Ontology annotation, biological process: negative regulation of translation; nuclear-transcribed mRNA catabolic process, deadenylation-dependent decay. Gene Ontology annotation, cellular component: CCR4-NOT core complex; P-body. Gene Ontology annotation, molecular function: molecular adaptor activity. Lineage: Eukaryota; Fungi; Ascomycota; Dothideomycetes; Mycosphaerellales; Mycosphaerellaceae. The record is from RefSeq and is a predicted model, not a curated record.